Molecule: messenger RNA, 906 nt
Organism: Mesocestoides corti
Lineage: Eukaryota; Metazoa; Platyhelminthes; Cestoda; Cyclophyllidea; Mesocestoididae
Source: the annotation of a GenBank genome assembly
AUGUGUGCUGUUGUUACAGGUCAUCCCCUUGACACAAUAAAGGUUCGUCUUCAGACGGCGCCGCCUUGUGGACCGGGCGAAACACCAAUUUAUAAGGGUGCGCUUGAUUGUGCCCACAAAACAAUUGCGCUUGAAGGCAUUUCAGAUGUUCCGGCAUCAGGCGUGUUUUUCCUAAGUUAUGAAUGGAUAAAAGAGCUCCUCUCGCCAACAUCUGCCUCAGGAACUUGCCAUGGCGUAGCGCAGACGCUUUUUGCUGGAGGAAUGGCCGGUGUGCUCUACUGGUUGGUUGCUAUUCCCCCUGAUAUACUCAAGUCGCGGCUUCAAACAGCUCCCAAAGGCAAGUAUCCUAAGGGAUUAAGGUCUGCGUUUGGAGAAUUACUGGCCGUAGAAGGUGCCUUUGCUCUCUACAAGGGUGCAGCUCCUAUCAUGAUUCGUUCGUUCCCUGCUAAUGCAUACUUGAAAAAAUUGAAUUGUCCAUUUGGAUUGAGUGAACCUCAACCUAUGGUUGAUUGGAUCUUGAAUCGAGGAAUCGAGUCGCAGUCAUCACUAGAAUUCAAGCAUGGUGUUGAAAACCUGGCGAAGCUUCUUGAAAUACCCCAGCACCCAGACCCUAAACAAUCUUUCCGGGCAGCCUGCCUGCUUAUUGAGAAGAUGUUAUCACAUGAAAAUAUUGAAAUGUCUAAAAAGGAAUACGAAAAAGAGGUUGAUCUGUUAAAAACUGAGGAUGUACCAUUGGGUUUCGAUGUGUCUGAUCCAGUCUUACGAUCCGUUGUGCUCACCCUUCGUCUCCUUCAUGUUUCUGAACUUCGUCAGUUGCAAGACCAAAUCAACUGCGCGAUUGUUCAAGUCCAGCAGAUAACCGCAGACCCCAAAACUGAUGAAAAACUUGGCCAGGUUGGGUUCUGA